Molecule: messenger RNA, 1119 nt
Organism: Stereum hirsutum FP-91666 SS1
Lineage: Eukaryota; Fungi; Basidiomycota; Agaricomycetes; Russulales; Stereaceae
Product: RNA-binding domain-containing protein
Exons: 4
Coding region: 1-843 (280 amino acids)
Biological process (GO): mRNA splicing, via spliceosome
Cellular component (GO): U1 snRNP
Molecular function (GO): U1 snRNA binding
Source: RefSeq, a predicted model, not a curated record
AUGGCCUCCUCCUCCACCGUCACACAGCCCAACACAACGCUCUACCUAAACAACCUCAACGACCAGAUCCAGAAGGAAGAGCUGCGUGGCCAGCUCUUCGCGCUAUUCACCACAUACGGCAAGGUCAUCGAUGUCGUCGCAACCAAGACGCAAAAGAUGAGGGGUCAGGCCUUCCUCGUCUUCACCGACCUCGCAGCGGCCACAUCUGCCCUCCGCGCGACGGACGGCAUGCUAUUCUACGACAAGCCCCUCCGCGUUCAAUACGCAAAAACAAAGUCGUAUGCGACCAUGCGUCGCGAAGACCCCAACUUCGUUCCUCCCACCGCAGCCCACGGCCGUCCCCUCACAGACUCACAAGUCAAACCCAUCGGUGGCGCCGGCUCGUCCGUCCAAAAGCGGACCCGCGAAGACGAGGACAUGGAGGACGGACGCGCACAGAAGCAGAAGAAAGCGGCGGCAGCGGAGGAGGAAAGCGAUGAUGAGGAGAUGGAGAUAGACGACGACGAAGAUGGUCCGCCGGCGCAACAAGGAGGAGAGCAGGCGGCGACUGGGGCGGCUACGACUAUCCCGCAAACGGCAGGACGAUCCUCAGCGCGGUUACUGUGUACGAACCUUCCCGGCGAAGUCACGGAUAGCGUGUUGUCCGUGCUAUUCCAACAAUACCAAGGAUUCCAGUCCACGCAGGUCGCCCCAGCACCGACAGCGACAGCAAACGCCGCGGGCCAAAAGGGCAAGAUGGCCCAGGUCGUGUUCGAUACACCCGAGCUCGCCUCCGUCGCAAAAGAGGCUCUGGACGGGUUUACGCUGAAAAAGGGCUGGAAGAUGACUGUUGCGUUCGUUUGAUCAUCCUCGUUGUGUAUCGUAUCGGAUCUUCUGCUUCUAUCUUUGAGUUUGACGUCUCUGCGACGGGAGCACGGUUUGGUUUAGCUUUCGCUCUAACGGCGUGUCUGUGCUCUUGAUAACCAUAACCCGGGCUCGUGGACUUCCCUAAGCCACUCUCUUCACACUCGCGUAGAGCAAGGCUGGCGAUCGUACCAUUGUUUUUUCUGCUCUAUAGAGCUCGUACGUGGCAUUUGUUUAUGUCCUUCGUUCGUGCUGCCAUCGAACGAGGCUGAUCGG